AUGUUAGCAGCCGGCAUGGAUCACUCUGCCAGUUAUCUGUCCCAUUUCGGGCUCAGCCCGCCACAGGCGUCCGGCGAUGACGGCGGCGACGAUUCGCUGUACCAACCGCCCGCCUCAUCGCCGCCCCUGUACCAGUACAUGCCGCCCCAGCACCAAACGCCCUCAUCCAGCGCGGCCGCCGCGUACUCGAUGAUGGGUGGCAGUAACCAAGGCUGUUAUCAGCUCGGUAAUGUGGACACAGCAUAUUUGUUCGGUUCCGCAGGUGGAAACGGUGGCGGAGGAGGAGGAGGCGGAGUGUCCGGCUCCAUGGACGGCCUCCAGCAGUAUGUGGCCGUCGGCGGAAACGGCGGCGGUACGCCCGUGUCCGCGGCCGCAGCCGCUGUCAACCCGUCGGCCACUGGUUCCGAGCUGCCCGACACUAAAGAGGGCAUCGAGGAACUGUGUCCCGUGUGCGGUGACAAGGUGUCCGGUUACCAUUACGGUCUGCUCACGUGCGAGUCAUGCAAAGGCUUUUUCAAGCGGACCGUGCAAAACAAAAAGGUGUACACGUGCGUGGCCGAGCGGUCGUGUCACAUCGACAAGACCCAAAGGAAGAGGUGUCCGUUCUGCCGAUUCCAGAAAUGUCUCGAAGUCGGCAUGAAACUCGAAGGUUAG
Macrosiphum euphorbiae (potato aphid) is the source of this 654-nucleotide messenger RNA. The record is from the annotation of a GenBank genome assembly. Lineage: Eukaryota; Metazoa; Arthropoda; Insecta; Hemiptera; Aphididae.